UAAGAAUAUCAAAGAUAAGUAUUGAACUAAAAAGACGAAUUAAAGGCAUCUUAAAAUCUAAACGGGAUGAACUGUAUGCAAAACAUUCUAAUUUAGUCGCAAUGGGUAUGAGCCCGGUGAUGUAUUCUGAUGGUCGUGUUCACAGAAAACCAUGUAUAGCUUUCUACUGCUUAGAUGCAGAUUUGGUCCCUUUCGGGGAGAAACCUUUGCCCUCAGUAUUAUCAGAUUCUUCUGGGGAUAUUCCUUGUGACGUCAGGGAAGACUAUAUUCAACUUGGAUAUUGUAGGAAUUGCCGUGGAUUACAGAAUGGCUGUAGUGUUGGGCAGUAUGGUGUUCAAUUAUCGGGGUCGAUUGGAUUUUUUGUGAGACGAAAAUAUUCAUCACACACUCCGCAACUCCCUUAUGAUGGAUUUUUAACCGCUGCUCAUGUUGCUUUGGAGGACGAUAUUCUUAAAAAAAUGAAAGGAACAAAAUUUAAAAAUUGUUAUCAUGGUUUGCAUCUCAUCGUUCAUCCGUCUCUGGAAGAUAGCGGCACUAAUAAUGUUAUUGGUGAAGUUGAAGACUCGUUUUUUGGGAAUCAUGAGGAAGUUGGAAUAGAUGCUGCAUUUGUUAAAACAUACAAAAAUGAGGGAAAUGGUAAGCAAAUAAUAAAUGGAUUACCAUUACAUAUUUUACCUAUUUUGUACAUAUCUUCUUUAUCUUUUGAAGUGGAUCCUGACAUGGAGUACGAAGUUAUCGGGCACGGUAGAACUUCAGGGACGACGACAGGGAUUUUAAAAGAGACAUUUAUGUCAUUUCGUAAAAGUUUCCCUGAACGUGCAGGAAUUUAUCUUGUUUUAGAUAACUGCUUCACAAUUUACAGAAUUCGUAUAGAACCAAAAGAGUUUUUCGAACCUGGAGAUUCUGGUUCAGCAGUUUAUGUUGUUGAGGCAGAUAAUACACAACACCCACUAGGCCUGGCUUUUGGUGUUCUGGGUGAACAUAAAAUAACUUUUGCAAGCCCUGUUAAGAAAAUAACAGACAUAUUAAAUCUGUCUGUUGUUCAACCUGCUCAGCCUAUGAAUAUUCCUUAAUCUAGAAAUGAUUUUUUCACGUGGGGAUUCUAGUGCAGCGCUAUACGGUAUGAAUAAAUCAACUAAAGUCCGACACAUUUGUGUCUUGCUUUUUGU
This is a messenger RNA of Saccostrea cuccullata (small rock oyster), 1169 nucleotides long. RefSeq lists its product as uncharacterized. The transcript is spliced from 2 exons. Lineage: Eukaryota; Metazoa; Mollusca; Bivalvia; Ostreida; Ostreidae. The record is from RefSeq and is a predicted model, not a curated record. The coding region runs from base 102 to 1073 and encodes 323 amino acids.